AUGGCGCCCGCCCAGCCUGAGCUCAAGAAGUACCUCGACAAGCGCCUGUUUGUACAACUGAAUGGCAGCCGAAAGGUCAUUGGUGUCCUGCGUGGAUAUGAUGUAUUUCUAAACAUUGUGCUGGAUGAUGCGUUCGAAGAGAGGGAGGGUGGUAAUAAAGCCAAACUAGGCAUGGUGCUCAAGGUCAUCCGUGGCAACUCGGUUGUCAUGCUGGAAGCUAUGGAGCGGAUCGGCGGCGACGACAGACAACACCGAUAA
This is a messenger RNA of Cordyceps militaris CM01, 258 nucleotides long. Its product is annotated as small nuclear ribonucleoprotein SmG. Gene Ontology annotation, cellular component: U4 snRNP; U12-type spliceosomal complex; SMN-Sm protein complex. Lineage: Eukaryota; Fungi; Ascomycota; Sordariomycetes; Hypocreales; Cordycipitaceae. The transcript has 4 exons. Gene Ontology annotation, biological process: spliceosomal snRNP assembly; mRNA splicing, via spliceosome. Bases 1 to 258 code for a protein of 85 amino acids. The record is from RefSeq and is a predicted model, not a curated record. Gene Ontology annotation, molecular function: RNA binding.